Messenger RNA from Acaromyces ingoldii, 1473 nucleotides. RefSeq names its product putative mannose-1-phosphate guanylyltransferase. Gene Ontology annotation, molecular function: mannose-1-phosphate guanylyltransferase (GTP) activity. The transcript has 2 exons. The coding region runs from base 1 to 1473 and encodes 490 amino acids. NCBI's taxonomy places the organism in Eukaryota, Fungi, Basidiomycota, Exobasidiomycetes, Exobasidiales, Cryptobasidiaceae. The record is from RefSeq and is a predicted model, not a curated record. Gene Ontology annotation, biological process: GDP-mannose biosynthetic process; polysaccharide metabolic process.
AUGCACUCGCGCAGCACCUCGUCCGACGACUCGGCCCUCGACGCCCUCGAUGGCGUGCCCGACGACAGGAGCGCACUGGCCCAGAUUCUGGGCGGCAUCAGCGACAUGCAGAGGGAGUUGGCCCGCCUACACGUUCGGAUGGACUCGAUGGAGGAGCGGACAGGUGGGCCCUCGCCGUCACCCUCGCCCCACAUGCGACCACGGAGCAUUGCGAGAAGCCACUCGAACAGGAGCUUCCGCCAUGACUCUUCGCGCUCCUCGUCGCCCGACAAGCUCGCGAGCAUCCCUUCCAGUGGCACGAGACCAGCCCACCUCUCGCAGCUUCCCCGGCCCGUCAUUUCUCAGCCGGGCCCGAUCUUGACGCAGGAGCCCGACCUUGGCCUCUGGUGCGUCGUCCCUGCCGGUGGUGCCGGUACUCGUCUCUGGCCGCUGAGCAGGGAGAGCUACCCCAAGUUCCUCCUGGACCUCGUGGGCAGUGGCAGGACGCUGCUCCAGAGCACCUGGGACCGCCUGCUUCCUCUCUGCGGCCCGCGUAGGCUCAUGAUUGUCACUGGUGACCUUCACGUCGACGGCGUCCUCGAUCAGCUUCCCGAGCUGUCCGAGUCCAACGUUCUGGCCGAGCCGUCGCCCAAGGAGUCGAUGGCUGCCAUUGGGCUGGCUGCUGCCGUGCUGCAGCGACGCGACCCGGAUGCAGUGCUGGGCUCCUUUGCCGCCGACCACAUCAUCUCUGGUCGCGAUGGCUUCGAGAGUGCCGUGACCGAGGCUGUCGCCGUUGCCAGGGCCGGCUACCUCGUCACCAUUGGAAUUGCGCCUUCGCAUCCUUCGACUGGCUUUGGUUACAUCAAGCUCGGCGACAAGCUCGACGUGGACAAGGCCCCCAACGCGCGGCGAGUCACUGAGUUCAAGGAGAAGCCCGACGCCAGAACGGCGAGCGCCUACCUCGCCACGGGCGAGUACCGGUGGAACGGAGGCAUGUUCGUCGUGCAGGCAAAGACGUUGCUCUCGCUCCUCGAAAAGAGCAUGCCCGAGCUCCACGAGGGCCUCGUCAAGAUUGCCGCCGUCUGGGACGCGCCCGGUAAAAAGGAGCAGGCCCUCCAGGAAAUCUGGCCCGACCUGCCCAAGAUUGCAAUCGACCACGCCGUGGCCGAGCCGGCGGCAAAGGCAGGGAAAGUCGCCGUCGUGCCUGCCACGUUUGGUUGGGACGACGUGGGCGACUUUUCGAGCCUGGCAGAUCUCAUCCCCGCCGACGAGGGCAAGGCCAGGAUCCUGGGCGACCAGAACCUCGUCGUCACAGAGUCUCAGGCCGGUGGCCUCAUCGUCCCCGCUGCAGGGAGGACAAUCGCCUGUCUAGGUGUGGACGACGUCGUCGUCGUCGACACGCCAGACGCGCUCCUCAUCACGACGAGGGCCAGGAGCCAGGACGUCAAGAAGAUUGUGGCCAGGUGUAAAAAGACGUAUCCACAGCUCUGCUAG